Kwoniella shivajii is the source of this 1428-nucleotide messenger RNA. RefSeq lists its product as uncharacterized. Lineage: Eukaryota; Fungi; Basidiomycota; Tremellomycetes; Tremellales; Cryptococcaceae. Bases 1 to 1428 code for a protein of 475 amino acids. The record is from RefSeq and is a predicted model, not a curated record. The transcript has 4 exons.
AUGUUACGUUCGACCUCCUCCUUUUUCAAGGCUUUUAGGGGAGGUCGACCGUCAUCACCUCCUCCUAUCCCUUAUCCACACAAUCGACGAAACUCCUUCCAAUCCGGCUCCAGCUCCAGCUCCACCUCCAAUAUGGGGCUACCACUCAUAACGUUUUUGAUCGUCGGACUUUUGUUUCUGAUAUCGUUAUUCUCUCAUCCUGAUACAUCGACACAUCAUAAAUUUCAAAUGCCAGCUUUAUUACCUUCCAAACCCCCCUCAUUACAUAUAUCCGAUCCUAUCCUCGCUUCAAGGAUCAACACCACUUAUGCAGCUUAUCUGGAACAAUGUCCCAAUGGGCCUCAACCGAUAUAUCUUGAUCCAUCUCUCACACCGAUUGAACAAGAACGUUAUUCUCCUCUGAAAGCAAAAUCAAAAGGUCGUUACUUGUUAGUCACCAAUACUAGACAAAUAGAAGAUCAUCUUCCAGAUAUCUUGAAUUCAAUAAUCGUCCUCACUACCUUCUUAGGUGCAUCGCAUAUCUCCUUAUCGAUUUUAGAAGGUCCAUCAGAUGAUUGUACGCCUAAAGUGAUAAAUUCAGUUUUAUUACGUUUACUACAUUCAUUGGGAAUAUCGCCUUCGUACAUCAAUGUCUCGACGGACGAACCCAAGAUAGACUGGAACCAACACAACAGGAUUGAGAAGAUAUCAGAAUUGAGAAAUAGGGCGCUAUCACCUUUAUGGGAAAAGGGAUGGGGGGAGGAAACGCAAGCAGUAGUAUUCUUCAAUGAUGUUUAUAUGCACGCAAGGGAUAUUUUGGAAUUGCUUUUUCAGCAUGAUAAGAAUGGAGCGGAUAUAACUACCGGAAUGGAUUGGUGGAAGAAACGACCGGAAUACUAUUAUGAUAUAUGGGUGGGAAGAACUAUCGAUACAGGAGACUUGUUCUAUCCUAUAGACUACACGUGGUGGUCACCUUCUUCCAACCUUUUUCCCAACUCGCCAAAAUCCAGAAUAGCAUAUGAAAACCUACAACCGUUUCAAGUGUUUUCAUCUUGGAACGCAUUAGCUAUCUUAUCUCCUAAACCUUUCUUACCACCUUACAACGUACGAUUCCGAAGUGGAAACAAAGAAAAAGGUGAAUGUGCUGCGAGUGAAUGUACGUUGAUCGCAUCGGAUUUUUGGAAAAUUGGUUUUGGGAAAGUUCAAGUUGUCCCUUCUGUUCAAUUCGCUUAUGAAAGAGAUGUAGCGCUGGAUAUAGUUGAAGACUUGGAGAAGCAGAAAAGACUACUUGCCUGGAAAGAUGGGAAACCGCCUCAAAAGCUGGAUAGUCCGAUUGAGUGGUUGAGCAAACCACCCGAAAAAGUUAGAUGCCAUCCGUGGCCCGAAGUCAACGGGUUGAGUGCAAACGUAUGGGAAGAAACUAGAUGGGUACCACCUUGGCUGAACUGA